CCAGUUGAAAGCCGCAAGGCUAAUUUAUACUUAAUUCGCUAGACCUUGGACCUACCUAUCUUCGCUUCGUUGUAUUUAAGAUCUCGGACAUCUCUUUUUGCGACAAUUGAAACAAUCAUGGCGGUUAUAGACCUCUUUGUUUUAGCAUCGCCUUAUUACCUUAUAUCAUUUGUAACUUACAAACGAUUUAUAUUGCUGUCACCGAGACCCUAGCAAUUUCUACCCAAACCUUAUUGAAGAAUCCUUGUUACGCCGAAACAUGGCGUUAACCACCGAUAAUAUCCUCAGUAUUCUAGCCCUGGUAGUUAUGUGCAUUCCUGGACUGUGGCUAUUGUUCAAGUUUGUCCGACACAGCUAUGUGGUUAGACGAGGUGUAUUGUUACCUACCGCAAAUCCGGAACCCCGAUCGACAUACACUUGGCAUAGGGAACAUCCCGCUGCCCCACAUUCAUCCCGUUCCCUUAUAGUCAAUUACUCGGAUCCUGCUCAAGCGAAUAACGCCGCCUUUGAGUUCAGCGAUAUUCCCUCUCGCUAUAGGAUGGACGAACGUCAGAUGACCGUAUCAUGGUCGACUAGAACCUAUGAGCUAGAACGAGCGGGUUGAAGUUGGGGCCUGGGAGUGUUCAGGGCAAUUCUGUAUAACGAUUCUACAUUAUCCCGAAUUUUGUGAUAUAAUUAUAAAAAUAGUGUUUACCAAGUCGGGUCAAUCAACUCUUCAAUGCAGACUAUGAUUACCUAGCCACGCGAAAUGUCCGAGCGUCGAAAUUACCCGAUUGGGUAAUUAGCUAAUUAAAGCGCCCUAUAGAAUAAGUUCGCCUAAUCCUUGCAUGUUAUCUCAUUUAAAUACUAAAUGAAUAGGCGAAUCCGCACUAUUUUCACUCAAAAUCCCUCCUC
Molecule: messenger RNA, 894 nt
Organism: Hypoxylon trugodes
Lineage: Eukaryota; Fungi; Ascomycota; Sordariomycetes; Xylariales; Hypoxylaceae
Exons: 3
Coding region: 260-604 (114 amino acids)
Source: RefSeq, a predicted model, not a curated record